Molecule: messenger RNA, 2057 nt
Organism: Ceratina calcarata
Lineage: Eukaryota; Metazoa; Arthropoda; Insecta; Hymenoptera; Apidae
Product: cell division cycle-associated protein 7
Exons: 3
Coding region: 943-1923 (326 amino acids)
Biological process (GO): regulation of DNA-templated transcription
Cellular component (GO): nucleus
Source: RefSeq, a predicted model, not a curated record
GGACAAGAAGUACUGAACGCAUUUCCACGUGUUUAUAUAGUUUUGUUACGCCGUUUGCUUUCCUCGCUCCUCGGACUCAUCGUCGCGUCAUACCUCGUAUCGGAGAUAAGAAAGAUGAUAUAAUUAUACGAGCUAUCGGCAAAGAAAAGAGCAUGUAGUCCAGUCCAAAAUCCCCGGCUUAUUUGUACUUGAAAAUAGAUAAGCCUCUCUCGGUUGGGAGCUACUUCUCAUCGAGUCCGAUAACGAUUACUUUUAUGAUAUUUCAAUUACGUGUGUGAUAACGAGUUCCUCGAAAUCAGCUGAUUUGGUAUUACGAUUAAUGAAAAUUGUUAAUAUCGUACACAGAUUUUACGAUCAUGUGGAAAGUGAAUUAAAAUCUGUAAGAAUAGGUGCUCUUAUCGGGACCCCUACUUACACGUUAUACGCGUGAACAUACAAUCUUAAAAAUGAUAAGCACCUGCAAGACACCUUAUCAAUAAACGAGAAGUUGCGGUUCCAUCGCCUACGGAUCAUUGUAACAUUUUCCUUAUAUUAUUUUACUGUUGAACAGCGGUUGAGACUACUUUAAUAUAAAAUCAUCUGAAACUGCCGGGGAACGAGUAUUGAAUUCAAGAUCUUAUUUGAAACUCGUCUACGUGUGAGUUGGCCUGAAAUUCAAUAAGUCGUGCGAAUGUGUGCGCGUAUAGAUAUGCAUUUAACGAUUUAACGUUCUAACGAGUAUUCACACGAGCGCACGACUGUCCGACAAUACAGCGAACCGUCAGUCAAUUCUCAGUGGUCGCCGACCAUACGUCUGUGUGAACACAUAUAAGCACUUUGCGCGCCAAAUCGUGUAUGCCGUGUAUGCGCGAUUCGUUUCCCGCAAUUCGGUGCGUUCGACUAGCUGCGGUUCGGUCUCCUGAUUCUGAUAUCUGUUUACUUGUAAGAAGUUAAAUAGUUGACAUGGACGAAGAUUACGAGACUCUACGGAACAAGAAUAUAGCCGAGAGGAAUGCUUUCUUUGCCGAAUUAUUUCAAGAUGCCAAGAAGCAGAAACAGGAAAUAAAGGAAUUGGAAGUUAAACAUAUAGACGUAGUUAAAGACGUAGUUAAAGAUGAAGACUCAGAGGAUCUCGAAAAUGAACCACCGAAAAAGAAACAAAAAAGAGAUCCGGAAACAAGACUUUCAAGAAGACGCUAUGAUCUCAGAGAACGUAAAACGUAUAGCACUAGGAAUAGGGCGAAGGGUUCAAACGAAAACGAAGACGACGAAGAGGAAAACUAUUCGAAGAGACCUCGCAGAAGUGGACGUAAACUGCGAGUUUUAUUCCCGUGGGCAAAACCUGCUCAACGGUCAGUAGAUUUAAUGAAAAUGGGAGUUUGCGAUGUGGACGAAGAGGAAGAAGAAUAUGAGGACAAUGACAGCGACGAUGACUAUGACGAUGAUGACUAUGACGAUGAUGACUAUAAUGACGAUGACUACGACAACGAUAACUACCGUAGGUCUAAAAAGACAUUUUUGAAAGUGAAAAAAGCUCCGUAUGAUCCGAACACCAUACCAUCGGUCGAUGAGAUCACAGACGAAAUGUUAGAAAAUGUUGCCGAAAGAUUUAGCGAUAAGACAUACGAUAAAAUUGAUGGGACCAGCUGCCAUCAGUGUAGACAGAAAACGUUGGACACGAAAACGGUCUGCCGUUCGGGAGAAUGCAUCGGAGUUCGGGGACAAUUCUGCGGUCGGUGUUUGAGAACAAGAUACGGUGAGAGCGCUGUGGAAGCAUUGAAGAAUCCAACCUGGUCUUGUCCACCGUGUCGUGGAUUGUGCAAUUGUAGCAUAUGCAGAACGAGAGAAGGAUUACCCCCUACCGGAAUACUGGUAUAUGCUGCACAAGAAGAAGGAUACUCAUCCGUUUUGGAUUAUCUCCAGUCUACCGAACGUGAAGAUUAAUAGUUUGCUCAUUUUUAUUUCAUUGUUUGUUUUUGGUUUAAGAUAUUUAUUAUAUUAGACAAGAAAGUAUUUAUGUUUAUAUAUUUACAAAUUACAUCAGUCAUGAACACAAUAAAUCUACUUAGAUUCAAGAA